Amphimedon queenslandica is the source of this 864-nucleotide messenger RNA. RefSeq lists its product as uncharacterized. The record is from RefSeq and is a predicted model, not a curated record. NCBI's taxonomy places the organism in Eukaryota, Metazoa, Porifera, Demospongiae, Haplosclerida, Niphatidae. Gene Ontology annotation, biological process: signal transduction. Bases 88 to 864 code for a protein of 258 amino acids. Gene Ontology annotation, molecular function: protein binding. The transcript has 6 exons.
UCCCUGUUGUUUGGAAUUUGCUGUGCUCUGCUUUUACUUCUCGUCUUACCUUUACCUCUCCUUUUACCUUACUUAAACUAGUUUCAAAUGGCUUCAAAACUAUCACAUUUCUCAUUAGAUAUUAGCAAGCUAAACUUUGUUUUACAAGUCUUGAGGCAUUACAAGUUUCCUGAAGCAAGAUGGUUUGACUUUGGAUUGAAUCUUGGCCUACCUUAUCACACACUGAAAGCUAUUGAGUCAGCUAAUAAAGGAGAUCCUUCAAAUUGCCUGAUGGAGUGUUUAGCCAAGUGGUUGACUGAAGGCUCUGAUCAUACUCUUGUAUGGCAGACACUGGCUAAUGCACUCCGUGGAAUGAAUGCAUUAGCUGUGUCUAAUAAUAUUCACAAAACAAUGGCAGAUCCUGUUAGUGAGAUAUUACAGUUUUAUAUUGGUAGACUAGCUCAAGUUGUUCUUACUGAGGAAUCAGUUGAUCUCUUACAUACAGAGGGAUUGAUAUCUAAGGAUACAUUAACAGAAGUGAAGAGUUGCGGUUGUUCAUUGGUAGGAGAUCCAAUGUUACUAAUAUUAAGUGCUGUAGCUGAAGAUCAUAGCAAGUUAUGUACUCUGACAAGCAUUCUAAUGAAAUCAAAGGAAGCAAUGUCUUUAGCUAGUGAUAUAAUAAUGGAAUAUAGAAAGUCAUUUCCUUCAGCAGUAACAGUGAUGCCAUCUUGUCAACAAGCAAGUACUUCAACAUCUUCAAGAUCUGGACAAUUACAAGAUAGUAGUAGUGAGACUCAAGUAACCACCAAUACUGAUGCUACUGCACAAAAUGCCUAUGAGAUAUUCAUGAAAUAUAAGAAAUCAGAAAAAAACAUUCAAGGAUAA